Molecule: messenger RNA, 3021 nt
Organism: Egretta garzetta (little egret)
Lineage: Eukaryota; Metazoa; Chordata; Aves; Pelecaniformes; Ardeidae
Gene: CNTN6
Product: contactin 6
Exons: 21
Coding region: 52-3021 (989 amino acids)
Biological process (GO): cell-cell adhesion; brain development
Molecular function (GO): cell-cell adhesion mediator activity
Source: RefSeq, a predicted model, not a curated record
ACCCUUCAUGGUCCCGUUUUUAUCCAAGAGCCAUAUGAUAUCACUUAUUCCAUGGGCUCAGCAAAUCCAGAAAUCCUACUGAAUUGUACAGCUAAGGGAUAUCCACUCCCAUACUACAGGUGGAAGCAAAAUGGCACAGAUAUUGAUCUUACCAUGAGUUAUCACUACAGGUUGGUUGGAGGCAGCUUGGCAAUCAAUAACCCACAUAAAAAACAGGAUAUUGGAACAUACCAGUGUUUGGCCACAAAUUCAUUUGGAACAAUUCUGAGCAGGAAGGCAAAGCUUCAAUUUGCAUUUCUUGAAAAUUUUGAAAGAAAACCAAGAAGCACGGUGUCAGUCAGAGAAGGACAAGGAGUGGUUCUGCUCUGUGGUCCUCCACCACAUUAUGGAGGCUUGUCCUAUACGUGGAUCUUCAACAACGAUACCUUACGUGUUCAGGAAGAUAGCCGUCGCUUUGUUUCACAAGAAACGGGAAACCUGUACAUUGCCAAAGUAGAGCCGUCGGAUGUGGGCAAUUACACCUGCGCCGUAACGAACGCUAAAGCAGAGCAAAGCGUGCGGGGGCCACCCACUCCUCUCACUCUCCGCAGCGACGGUGUGAUGGGGGAGUAUGAACCUAAGAUUGAAGUACGCUUUCCAGAAACAACAUAUGCAGCGAAGGGCUCAUCUGUUAAACUGGAAUGCUUUGCCCUUGGAAAUCCUGUCCCUAGUAUUAGCUGGAAGAGGUCUGGUGGAAACCCAUUGACAAAGAAAAUUGAACACAAAACCAAAGGAGUUCUUGAAAUCCCAGAUGUUCAGCAAGAAGAUGAAGGCUCUUAUGAGUGCAUUGCAGGAAACAUUCGAGGAAGAAACAUUGCAAGAGGUCAAUUAUUUGUCUAUGCACUCCCAGAAUGGGAUAAAAAAAUCCAAAAUGCCUUUCUGUCUCUCUAUGACAGUUUAUUUUGGGAAUGUAAGGCAAAAGGAAAACCAAGCCCUUCCUACAGCUGGCUAAAAAACGGCCAGCCGCUCGCAUCUGAGGAAAGAAUUCAAAUAGAAAAUGGGACUCUUAUCAUACAUAUGCUGAAUAUGUCAGACUCUGGCCUCUAUCAGUGUGUGGCAGAAAACAAGUACGAUACUAUUUAUGCCAAUGCUGAGUUGCGGGUGAUAGCUGCAGCACCAGAUUUUUCCAAAAAUCCUGUAAAAAAAACGUCCGUUGUCCAAGUUGGAGGUGAAGUUACAAUUGGUUGUAAACCGAGUGCUUCUCCCAGAGCAGUCAUUAACUGGAGAAAGGGCUCAGAGGUUCUGCGCCAAAACAAAAGGGUCAUCUUACUAGAGGAUGGCGGUCUCAGGCUCUAUAACAUCACCAAAUCAGAUGCCGGGGUGUACACUUGUAUCGCAACAAAUCAGUUUGGAGUUGCCAGAAAUUCAGGGAACCUGAUUGUGAAAGAAAGGACUGUAAUUACUACUCCACCUUCUAAUAUGGAUGUAACAGUUGGAGAAAGCAUAGUCCUUCCUUGCCAGGUGUCUCACGACCCCUCCGUUCAUGUGGUGUUCACAUGGUCAUUCAAUGGCAAUAGAAUUGAUUUUAACAGAGGAAUGCACCAUUUUGAAAGAAUUGGAAGAGAAUCUGUUGGGGAUUUGAUGAUAAGAAAUAUUCAGCUCCAUCAUUCUGGGAAAUAUGUGUGCAUGGUACAAACAACUUUAGACAGUCAAUCUGCAACAGUAGAUAUAAUUGUAAGAGGCCCCCCAGGUCCACCAGAAGAUGUUAAAGUUGAACACAUUUCUAGCACUACUGCUGUGUUAUCCUGGAAGUCUGGAAUAGAUAAUAAUAGUCCAGUCCAGAUCUACAGUAUUCAGACAAGGACUCCUUUCUCAGUUGGAUGGCAGGCAGUCGCAACAGUUCCUGAAGUCGUUAAUGGUAAGACUCGCAAAGCAACAGUGGUUGACUUAAGCCCUUGGGUUGAGUACGAGUUUCGCGUGGUUGCCAGCAAUAGCGUUGGAGUUGGGGAGCCAAGCAGACCGUCGGCUCUACUGAAAACUAAAGCAGCAGUUCCUGUCGUGGCACCAACGAACGUCAGCGGAGGAGGAGGGAGCCGUUCUGAGCUGGUCAUCACAUGGGAGCCAGUUCCAGAAGAACUACAAAAUGGGGAAGGUUUUGGCUACAUCAUUAUGUUUCGUCCUCUUGGCUCAACAACCUGGACAAAAGCAGUGGUGGCUUCAGUAGAAGCAAACAAAUAUGUUUACAGGAAUGAAAGCAUUACACCCCUCUCUCCUUUUGAAGUGAAAGUCGGGGUCUACAACAACGAAGGAGAAGGAACCCUGAGCUCCGUAUCCAUUGUCUACUCAGGAGAAGACGAGCCGCAGAUAGCACCAGCGGGGGCUUCAGCACUGAGUGUUUCGGCGGCAGAGGUGGAGGUCUCCUGGCAGCCCAUCGCGUGGAACAGGCACACGGGCAGGGUGCUGGGCUAUGAGGUUUUAUAUUGGACUGAUGAUCCCAAGGAAAGCACAGCUGGUAAAGUCAGAGUCAAUGGGAACAUAACAGCCAAAAAUAUCACAGGACUAAAAGCUAACACAGUGUAUUUUGCAACAGUUCGAGCUUACAACACUGCAGGGAUGGGGCCCUCUAGCACCCCGGUAAAUGUCACCACUAAAAAAUCACCACCGAGUCAACCCCCCGCAAACAUUGCCUGGAAGCUGACAAAUUCCAAAAUCUGCUUGAACUGGGAACACGUAAAAACCAUGGAGAAUGAAUCAGAGGUGCUAGGCUACAAAAUUUUGUAUAGACAAAACAGACAUAGCAAAACGCAUAUACUGGAGACAAACAACACUUCAGCUGAACUUCUGGUACCUUUUGAAGAAGAUUAUCUCAUAGAAAUAAGAACAGUCAGUGACGGUGGGGAUGGCAGCAGCAGUGAGGAAAUUAGGAUUCCAAAAAUAUCAAGUUUAAGCUCUGGAGGAAUAAAAUUGUCCCAAAGGGCAAACCAUAUAUUGUCAUCUGGGAUCCUGCUGUUGAGUUCUGUUCUUAUAUACCCGUUUCCUUGA